GAUUUUUAAUUAAAAUUUGAUUUAAUAUAAAAAAAAUUUUACAAAAAAAAUUUAAACAAAUAAAUUUAAAAAAAAUAUUAUUUUAAUUUAUAUUAAAAUAUCUCAUAAAACACAAAAAAAUUUAAAAAUAAAUUUUAUUAAAUUAUUUUCUAAAAAUAUCUUUAACAAAAUAAUAACUCACAAUACAAUGGAAUACCGGUGCUCGAGAAGUUUAACAACCAAAAUUUUAGCAUUAUUUUGUAUUAUUAACUUAAAUGUCCACAUCGCCAGUGCCUCAUUAUGGAACAGUUAUGGCAGCAGUAGCAGCAGCAGCAGUAGUGAUAGUAAAACAUUAAGUUUGGCCAGAUGUAGUGGCGGUAGAGGUUUAAAAUAUUUAUCCGGUGAUGCUUUAACAGAUUCACCCGAUUGUUUGGGUCCUAAUAAUGCUCCAUAUCCAAGUGCGGCCGUGGCGCGAACAUUUACCAAUUGGAACGGAAGUUCACGACGUGGCCGUCAAAGUAAAUUGCCAUCAACAUUAGAUCCCGCCAUUACAACUAGUGCUCUAUUGAGGGCUUACAAUGAAGUUAAUAAUGAAGAUAUUGAUAAUCAUCGUUUUGGCCGUUCAUUGAAGCAAACACCACAAGUCGACCAGUGUAGAAGUACCCCCGCACGUUUGUGUAAGACACGCUACAAUACCACCGCACCCAUGUAUGGUGUCAGUUUGACAUCAGGCCAACCCGUUACUAUUGUACAAAAAUUCCCCGAUCUCUUGCAACAAGUUGUCUUCGAAGUGUGCGAAUCUUCUGAAUGUGAUGUGGUUAGAGGUGAAUGUACUCAAACUUAUGUGCCUUAUUUAUUUUUGGUUAUACCUCUAGGCCCGGUUACUUUAACGGGUCAGGAUUAUGUUUUGGUUGAAAGUGGUUGUGUUUGUAAACCUAAAUAUUCGACAGGAGCGACUCAAGAACCUAAUAUGAUACCAUAGUUUAAUUAAGUUUUUCCUGUAUGUAUAUGUAUAGUAUAAGAAGGGCAAAAAAAAUCAACAACAACAGCAAAAAUUGUUUUGAAAACAAUUACAAAUUAUAUUAUUAAAAAAAAUAUAAAAUUUGAGAAAAAUCUAUAUAAUAUAAACAUAAUUUUAAACAAAAACAUGAACUACCAAAAGUACUGAUCUUUUAUGAUAAAUGUAAACAAAAGACAAGUUAAUGAAAAACAAAAUAAAUUCAUAAUUUCGAUGUUUUAAAACACAACGGACAUAUUUACCAGCAGUUGUUAGGAAAUACAAAUGUGGCAACUUUAAAGGAAUUAUUCUAAAUAACAAUUUAAUCUGGUAGCCUUAAAUACAGCUGUUAUGUGGCAUCUUUAAAAAGUGUUGCCAAAAUAUUGUUUUUUUUCUAUUGCAGUGUUUUUUCCGCACAUUUCAUCAUAACGUUUGACAGUAGUAGUAGUAGUUAUUUUUUAA
This is a messenger RNA of Lucilia cuprina (Australian sheep blowfly), 1438 nucleotides long. RefSeq lists its product as uncharacterized. The record is from RefSeq and is a predicted model, not a curated record. The transcript has 5 exons. The coding region runs from base 188 to 961 and encodes 257 amino acids. NCBI's taxonomy places the organism in Eukaryota, Metazoa, Arthropoda, Insecta, Diptera, Calliphoridae.